AUGGUGUUUCUAAGGUUCAUCAUUACCCUUGUAACUUUCUUCAUUUUGCUACAUGUAACACACGGAGCUUUGAGCAAAGUACUGGCUUCUGAUGAAAUUGGGCGACCGAUACCAAGAAGAAGCCCCGUAAAUGUUGAAAAGGAAAUUUAUGAUGGCGUUCCUGCCGCCAUGGAUGAAGUUGAAGGUACAAGAAUUAUUGGGGGCAGGAAAAUGAGCAUGCCUGAAAGGAUUUCGGGAAUGAUAAAUGAGGAAGGGUUCAAUAAUAUUGGUAGAGAACGUAGGUUCAUCAGAAGCACAAGUAAUCGUCGUCGUCGAAUGAAGUUCAAAAUCGAAGGUUUUAUACCUCUCAAUGCCGAUUAUCAUGUCCCGAAACCUCAUCCACCUAAGAAUAACUAG
Molecule: messenger RNA, 396 nt
Organism: Prunus armeniaca (apricot)
Lineage: Eukaryota; Viridiplantae; Streptophyta; Magnoliopsida; Rosales; Rosaceae
Source: the annotation of a GenBank genome assembly